Molecule: messenger RNA, 1476 nt
Organism: Dreissena polymorpha
Lineage: Eukaryota; Metazoa; Mollusca; Bivalvia; Myida; Dreissenidae
Product: tigger transposable element-derived protein 4-like
Exons: 2
Coding region: 1-1476 (491 amino acids)
Cellular component (GO): nucleus
Molecular function (GO): DNA binding
Source: RefSeq, a predicted model, not a curated record
AUGUCUGAUACAAACAAGUCAACCACGUUACUAUUUUCCCAACCAAAUGUCAAGCAAUCUGGAGAAGGGCCCGGUACCCUACCCGGGAGGAUAUCCGGAUCGGCAGUAAAUAAAAAGGGGGUCAAGCGGCGUCACAAAUCCAAAUCAUAUAAGGAGAAAUACGAGGCCAUCAUGGAAGUCGAGAAGGGAGAAAAGUCAAAGAAGCAAAUAGCAGAUGUAUUUGGUGCACGGGGAGCAAAGUGUCCGAAAGUUGAGUCAGCCUUGUUGACUUGGUUCAAAAAUAAACGUCAACUAAACUUACCAAUAUCCGGAGAUGACUUGAAGGAGAAGGCCAAGGAGUUUGCGUCGCAACUCGGCGUUUCUUCUGCAGAAUGCGAGUUUUCAAGCGGAUGGUUAGAUCGCUUCAAACUCCGGCAUGGAAUUGUUUGCAAGACAGUAAGCGGAGAAGCAGGGUCCGUCGACACUACGACUGAUGCGUUCCGGAGAUGGCAGAUGCGCUUGAAAACAAUCCUGUCAGAAACCUCUCCUGACGACAUCUUCCAUGCAGACGAAACUGCAAUAUUUUUCCGCGCUCUACCAGAAAAGACUCUGGAAUUUAAACGCACGUCCUGUCAUGGACCUAAGGUCAAUAAAGUGCGACUAACGGCUCUCGUAUGCGCUAACAUGAGUGGCACUUAUAAAAUGCCGCUCCUAGUACUUGGACGCUCUCAAAAUCCAAGAUGCUUCAAGCAUGUCAAGUCCCUGCCAGUGCAGUACAAAGCUAACAAGAAAGCAUGGAUGACCAGCGAAAUCUUCAAAGAGUGGGUACGAAAGGUCGACGGACUCUACCGCAAGAAGAACCGGAAGAUCAUCAUCAUCGUCGAUAACUGCCCAGCACACCCUGAAGUAUCCAAUCUCAGAGCCGUGACCCUAGUCUUCCUGCCGCCGAACACAACGUCAAUAUUACAGCCUAUGGACCAGGGUAUCAUACGCUCUCUGAAGAUUGGUUACAGAAAGCGGGUCGUCCUGAAGAAGCUGAAAGCCCUCGACGCUGACACUACAUACAGAAUCAGCAUCCUAGACUCCCUCCAUAUGAUGAAAGCCGCGUGGAAUGACGUGAAAUCCACAACAAACGUCAACUGCUACAGGCGCGCUGGCCUCGUUCCUGUCAGCGAACCAUCAAAGGCACCCGUAGCUGAGGAUGAUGAGGACGAUCCCGACGACGAUAUCCCGCUAGCCAGCCUAGCAGCAGCCCUUGGGACUACUACCAUGGACCAGUACAUCGACGUGGACAUCGACAUACCAGCUACAGAAAACAUAGAUGAGGACGACAUCAUCAACGACUUAAUCGGCCAGCGAUCAGCGGACGCUGUAGAAGAUGAACCCAGCGACGACGACGAGGCUGACAACACAAGAACGAUCGUCAUAUCCAAUCGACGUGUGACCACAUGCAUCAACGACGACAUGUACGUGUCGCUUAUAGGACAUUCAGACUAG